Nicrophorus vespilloides is the source of this 369-nucleotide messenger RNA. RefSeq names its product peptidyl-glycine alpha-amidating monooxygenase B-like. The coding region runs from base 35 to 346 and encodes 103 amino acids. The transcript is spliced from 2 exons. Lineage: Eukaryota; Metazoa; Arthropoda; Insecta; Coleoptera; Silphidae. The record is from RefSeq and is a predicted model, not a curated record.
UAAUAAUAUCGAUUUGAAACAGUCAGUUGUAACAAUGGCGGCCUCCGUCGUCGUCGUCGCUGCUACUCUGCUCUUCAGUGCCGGAUUUCUUACGGCCCUACCAUCGGGAAUAACCCAGACUGAGCUGUUGGAUGAAGUGAAUCAGCUGCUCUCGCUGACCAACAACAGAUUGCAGAAGCAGGAGUCUUCGAUUGAAGAUCAGGAAACCUACAAACCAGACACCCCGGUUGCAGUGAAGAAUUGGCCGAAAGAUAAGUUGAAUUUGGGCCAGAUUUCUGGUGUCGCUGUCAAUUCGGAUUUGCAGCCGGUUCUGUUCCACAGGGCGGAUAGAAUUUGGGAUCAAUAGUGAGUGCUAUUUACACACAAAAC